GCCUGCAUGGGUCGAUUGGAGGGGAUGAAGGAGCCAAUCGCAACCGUUCGCCUUCCACCUGAAGGAAGUGACUCGUCCAUUUAUCUCCUCCUUUCUGCGCCUGCAGCCAGAUAACAGCACAACAGUUGGAUCGUGGACCUCCUCUAAACAACCUUCCUUCCCCAUGCACGCGUCUUUUUGACUCAACGGAUACAGCAAUAUAGUUGAGCUGAUCGAACAGCAAACAUGAGCGUCCCUCUUUACGCGCCGACGGCCAUCCAGCAAGCUCACCCGACUCCCUUCUACAUAGAUGACAUUCUAGGGAGGCCUAAUAACACCACCGCCGCCUCGUCUUCUUCAUCCUCCUCCUCCUCCAGCAGCUCCUCAACUCCGAUCAUCCCCACGCCGACUUUCCCAUCGCCCAACUCGUCCUUUACAAACUUCAUCUCACCUUACCGGACGCCUAUUUACGAACCGACGCCGAUCCACCCGGCGCUGUCUCACCACCACGCUACCGCCGCCUUCACGUACGCAUCUGCCGGGGCUUUCGGGACCCCCGUGUUCCCCUACCAGCAGCACCACCAUCACCGAGCAGUAGGGGAGUACGCACAUGCCCUGCUGAGACAUGACCCUCUCGGGAAACCUCUGCUGUGGACUCCCUUCAUCCAGCGGCCCUUACAUAAAAGAAAAGGAGGUCAGGUCCGGUUCUCGAACGACCAGACCAUCGAACUUGAGAAGAAAUUCGAAACUCAGAAGUACCUGUCACCUCCGGAGAGGAAAAGAUUGGCCAAAAUGUUGCAGCUAAGUGAACGACAGGUUAAAACGUGGUUCCAAAAUCGACGAGCAAAGUGGCGACGACUCAAACAGGAAAAUCCACAGGGAGCUAAACCUGAGGGGGAGGUCAGUAGUGCCAAAGGAGACGGGACAUCGGAACAGUCCGGGGUCCUCGAUCCAGAGCAAAGACGGACUUUGGCGGACUCUCAUCAGGUGGAAGGGGGCCACGGGGUGAGCUCCGCGUCACCACAACGGGCCUUCGGCAAACCGGAAUGGAGCCUUUCAGACGAUACAGACCUGGAACUGGACAUAGAGGAUGACGACGAAUUCACACAAACACACCAGCACUGACAGUGAAAGACAUAAUAGACUGCUCGGAUACACUAUUCAUAUCCAUGUUUACACAUACAGUGAUAUGAAAAAGUAUCUGAACCUUUUCACCAUCACCAUCAAAUAUAAUCUGAUCUUUGUCAAAAUCCCACAGAUGAAAAAGCUGUCUGCUUUAACUAAAACCACCCAAACAUUUAGAGGUAUUCAUAUUUUAAUGAGGAUAGUAUGCAAACAAUGACAGAAGGGGGAAAUAAGUAAGUGAACCAUCACAUUUAAUAAUUUGUGCCCCCCCCCCCCCCCCCCCCUUUGGCAGCAAUAACUUCAACCAGACGCUUCCUGUAGCUGCAGAUCAGUCUGGCACAUCGAUCAGGAGUAAUCUUGGCCCAUUCUUCUUUAGAAAACUGCUGUAGUUCAGUCAGAUUCAUUGGAUGUCUGGCAUGAAUCGAUGUCUUUGGUUAUGCCACAGCAUCUCAAUGGGGUUCAAGUCUGGACUUUGACUUGGCCACUCCAGAACGUGUAUUUUGUUCUUCUGAAACCAUUCUGAAGUGUAUUUACUUCUGUGUUUUGGAUGAUUGUCUUGUUGCAGCAUCUAUCCUGUUUUUCCUUCAACUGUCUGACAAACAGCCUCAGGUUUUCCUGCAAAACAUCCUGAUAAACUUUUGAAUUCAUUCUUCCAUUAAUGACUGCAAUUUGUCCAGGCCCUGAGGUAGCAAAACAGCCCCAAAUCAUGAUGCUCUCUCCACCAUGCUUCACGGUAGGGAUGAGGUGUUGAUGUCUGUGAGUUGUUUCAUUUUUCCUCCACACAUGACGUGUGUUACUCCCAAACAAUUCAACUUUAGUUUACCCCGUCCACAAAAUAUUUUGCUAAAACAUCUGUGGAGUGUCCAAGUGCCUUUUUGCGAAAAUUAAACGGGCAACAAUGUUUUUUUAGACAGCAGUGGCUUCCUGAACACCAUUCUUGGCCAUAGUUUUACAUAUAGUUGAUGUGUGCACAGAGACAUUCUGACUGUGCCAGUGAUUUCUGUAGGUCUUUAGCAGACACUAUUUUGCGCUGAACUCUUGGCGUCAACUUUGGUGGACGGCCACUCCUUGAAGGAGAAGCAACAGCGCCAAAUUGUCUCCAUUUGUAGACAACUUCUCUGACUGUCGAUUGAUGAACAUCCAGUUUUUAGAGAUGGUUUUGUAUCUUUUUCCAGCUUUACACAAAUCAGCAAUCCUUGAUCGCAAGUCUUCAGACAGCUCUUUUGACCGAGCCAUGAUGCACAUUAGACAAUGCUUCUCAUCGAGACAAUUCUUACCAGGUGUUUGUUUUAUAGUGGGCAGGGCAGCUUUAAAUCACUCAUCAGUAAUUGGGCACACACCUGACUUAAAUUGUUUGGUAAAAAUGAGUUUCAAUUGCUCUUUAAGUCUCCUUCGGCAGAGGGUUCACUUACUUAUUUUCCCCAUUCUGUCAUAGUUUGAUAGCUAUCUUCAUUAAAAAAUGAAAACCUCUAAAUGUUUGGGUGUUUUUUGUUAAAGCAGACAGUUUUUACAUACGUGUGAUUUUGACAAAGAUCAGAUCACAUUUGAUGGUAAUUCUAUGCAGCAAUGUGAGAAAUUCCAAAAGGUUCAGAUACUUUUUCAUACCACUGUAUGUUCCUUUUUUUUAUAUUUCAUAAAGAACUGACAGUGCCUUUGCGUGUGGUCUUGUUUAUACUAUGCAGUUCAAAUAAUAUUAAUGCUCUCCGUGCUGUAAAUUUAUAGAAUAGACAUGUGUUCGGUCAUAUUAAGUGGAAAUUUUUAAUCAAUGUAAAGGAAGACGCUCUCUGUGUAAUGUUUAAGAUACUGUCCAUGUGUUGUAAAUCUGACAUUUUUUGGUUGAACUAAUAAAUUUUUGGAUUGUAAAAUGACAAAGCAGUACUAUAAGACGUUGCUCUCAAUCCAUUGCAAAUAAUAUACAGAUGGGGUGGUCCAAAAUGAAUUGAAAAUGGGACAUGGGGACAAAAGUGGUCAUUUUCAAGUACAGGUAGUCCCCGAGUUGCGAGCUAGUUCCAUUCCUAUUCUGGCGAUGUAACCCAAAUUUUCAUGUAAAUCGGAAUGAACCCUUUAAGUACCCCUAAAUACCCUUUAAAUCUCAAAAUAACUAUCUAAACACACAUAUUAUACGUCAGUGUAAUGUCGCCGCCAAGACAUUGGAGCUAAAGCCUACCUAGACGGCGGUAACCU
Messenger RNA from Corythoichthys intestinalis (scribbled pipefish), 3288 nucleotides. RefSeq names its product hematopoietically expressed homeobox (gene hhex). The transcript has 4 exons. Gene Ontology annotation, molecular function: DNA-binding transcription factor activity, RNA polymerase II-specific; RNA polymerase II cis-regulatory region sequence-specific DNA binding. The coding region runs from base 226 to 1104 and encodes 292 amino acids. NCBI's taxonomy places the organism in Eukaryota, Metazoa, Chordata, Actinopteri, Syngnathiformes, Syngnathidae. Gene Ontology annotation, biological process: regulation of transcription by RNA polymerase II; cell differentiation. The record is from RefSeq and is a predicted model, not a curated record.